AGAGUGUCCUGGUCGCGCCAUGAGUUGUAUCAACCUGCCCACCGUGUUGCCCGGCUCCCCCAGCAAGACCCGCGGCCAGGUCCAGGUGAUCCUCGGACCCAUGUUCUCAGGGAAAAGCACGGAAUUGAUGAGACGUGUCCGCCGCUUCCAGGUUGCACAGUACAAGUGUCUGGUGAUCAAGUACGCUAAGGACAUCCGCUACGGCAGUGGCUUGUCAACCCAUGACCGGAACACCAUGGAGGCGCUGCCUGCCUGCCUGCUCCGGGAUGUGACCCAGGAGGCCCUGGGCGUAGCUGUCAUCGGCAUUGAUGAAGGGCAGUUUUUCCCCGACAUCGUGGAGUUCAGCGAGGCCAUGGCCAACGCUGGGAAGACAGUGAUUGUGGCUGCCUUGGAUGGAACCUUCCAGAGGAAGGCCUUCGGGAGCAUCCUGAACCUGGUGCCGCUGGCCGAGAGCGUGGUGAAGCUGACUGCCGUGUGCAUGGAGUGUUUCCGCGAGGCUGCCUACACCAAGAGGCUGGGUGCAGAGAAGGAGGUGGAGGUGAUCGGCGGGGCAGACAAGUACCACUCAGUAUGCCGUCUCUGCUACUUCAAGAAGGCUGCCGGGCAGGACAAGGAGAACUGCCCAGUGCCGGGGAGGCUGGGGGAGAUGCCGGCCCGGAAGCUCUUUGCCCCCCAGCUUGCCCCACUGAGCCCCUUGCACCAGGGUUUCUCCUGAUGGAGUCCUAGGGGUAGGCAGGGGUGAGCUGGACAUCGAGACAAAGCUUCCCCUCCCCGUGCCCUACUCUGCCUCAGCUCUUGGGUCCUCUGCAGCUGCCCCACCCGGGACUCCCCUUUCUUUCCAGAGAAGCAGGGCCCCAGCCCUGUGACAGGAGCCCGGGCCUCUUCCCCUCUGCGGCUUCUGCUGUGUGCUGGGGAGCCGGAGCCCCAGCACCUGUUCCUGGAGCUCUCCGCCCCAUGGAAAACCACGUCCUCCCUCCACUGCCCUUGGGGGCACAGCCCUCCUGCACUUAGACCAGCGUUCUCCAGGACUUCUGGCCCUUCCCAAGGGGCCUACUGGGGUGUGGGCCCAGGGCUGCCCUGGCCUUUUAAAGUAGGGCUGGGGCUGGGCCAAGACUUUUGCGUUUUUUGUCAAGUGAAUGCCUAAUAUUAAAAUGAAAGUUAAUUGAA
Messenger RNA from Echinops telfairi (small Madagascar hedgehog), 1167 nucleotides. RefSeq names its product thymidine kinase 1 (gene TK1). NCBI's taxonomy places the organism in Eukaryota, Metazoa, Chordata, Mammalia, Afrosoricida, Tenrecidae. The transcript has 7 exons. The coding region runs from base 20 to 715 and encodes 231 amino acids. The record is from RefSeq and is a predicted model, not a curated record. Gene Ontology annotation, biological process: thymidine metabolic process. Gene Ontology annotation, molecular function: thymidine kinase activity; ATP binding.